AGUCACUGACAACUCUCAUAAAAACAACCCCCCCACUCAACCAAAUAUUCACUUCAAAAUUUCCAAAAAAAUAAACAAAAAUCCAAUGUCUAAUCUUUCUUCUCCAAUUUUCUACAUUUUCAUCACCAUUUCCAUAAACAUAGUUCUUCAUGCCCAUUCCAUCACACAUUGGGAAGACAUACAAGCUCUAAAACAAUUCAAAAAAAGUGUCAUACCAAGCUCAAUAAGUCCCGGGUCGUGUUUAUCGACAUGGGACUUUAAUAAUGAUCCUUGCGUAUCAGUAUCCACCCAAAAAUUCACUUGUGGAAUUCGUUGCGAUAUUGUAAUAUUCAACGUUAGCCGAGUAACCGAGCUGACCCUAGACCAGGCCGGUUACUCGGGUUCGCUUACAAAAUCUUUAUCCAAUUUACCAUAUCUCCAGACUCUAGACAUAACAAACAACUAUUUCACCGGUUCAAUCCCCGAGUCUCUUGCAAAGUUAACCCGGUUACAAAGACUCGUUCUAUCAUCCAACUCGUUAAACGGGUCAAUCCCCGACCCGUUACCCGACUCGCUACAGGAAAUCAUUUUAGACAAUAAUGAUCUUGAGGGCCCCAUCCCAUACAAUGUAAACAAUCUAAAGAAUUUACAAAGGCUCGAGUUACAAGGAAACCAACUCAGUGGCGAGUUACCGGAACUGAGUCAACUCAGUCAACUUUCCUUUCUUGAUGUCAGCAACAACCUCAUCUCCGGCGAACUUCCGGCUAGAUUUCCGGCGAACCUCGUGGAACUCACCCUAAGAAAUAACUCCCUGAAUGGGAAUAUUCCGGCGAAUCUUUUACAGGAUUCUGUUUACUUACAAGUACUAGACUUAAGCUACAACAAUCUCACCGGAACACUCCCGCCGGAGCUUUUUACACACCGGAGUUUACAACAGUUGACACUAGCAUUCAACAGUUUCCUGUGGGUUGAAACUCCGGCGAACUGGGGUAAAAACAGUGAGUUAAUAGCUGUUGAUUUAAGUAACAAUGAUAUCCAUGGGUUUUUACCCGGGUUUAUGGGUUGGAUGCCGAAGCUAUCGGCGUUAUCUUUAGAAAAUAAUAAAUUUUCUGGCGUGAUUCCGGUGCAGUACGCCGUGAAGGCAGUGACGGCGGAGGAAAUUGGUGACGUGGCGCCGUUUGAUAGGUUGUUGUUGGGUGGGAAUUAUUUGUUGGGUUUGAUACCGGGUCCGUUAUUGAGAUUGAAUUCCGGGUCGGGUGUGAUGAUCCAAUUAGGAGAUAAUUGUUUGUAUGAAUGUCCGGAAAGUUUUUAUUUUUGUAGCGGUGGGGUACAAAAAAGUCUGAUGGAGUGUAAGACUUUUAGUCCAGUGAUUCCAUGAAUGUGUAGUAGGGUCCUUGUAUGAGAGUUGUAUUUGUUUGUAUUUUUGUAUGCUAGUGUAUAAUUUCAUUAAUUUUUAA
Messenger RNA from Erigeron canadensis, 1436 nucleotides. Its product is annotated as probable LRR receptor-like serine/threonine-protein kinase At4g36180. The record is from RefSeq and is a predicted model, not a curated record. Gene Ontology annotation, molecular function: protein binding. Bases 86 to 1357 code for a protein of 423 amino acids. The transcript has a single exon. Lineage: Eukaryota; Viridiplantae; Streptophyta; Magnoliopsida; Asterales; Asteraceae.